CCACUCUCUCUGCUCUGUUUUCCUUUUUUUUUUUUUUCUCUUUCUUUCAGUUCCACUUUGAGAGAGAGAAAGUGAAAUCUUAGAGAGAGAGAGUGAGUAAGUGGUGAGUAAUGGCAAUGGCGGUCUCGAAGAAGUGGGUUUCUCUGAGUUCGUUGCUUCUUCUCGUUCUGUUGUUCGUCGGAGUAGUGGCGAUAACACGAACAGACAACAACUCUGCUCCCAGGAAUGUUGAAACAGACAAGUUACAGAGCUCCAACAACUCAUCAAUGGCGGUGAUAAGGUCUGAAGAGGUUGGAGAAUUGAAUGAGCAUGCAGUGGAUGAUCCAGAGGAGGUUGCUUCCAUGGUUGAGAUGAGUAUCCAGAACAGCACUGAGAGGAGGAAAUUGGGCUACUUCUCCUGUGGAACAGGCAAUCCCAUUGAUGACUGCUGGCGCUGUGAUCCAAACUGGCACCGCAACCGCAAACGCCUCGCUGAUUGUGGCAUUGGUUUUGGUAGAAAUGCCAUUGGUGGCCGCGAUGGCCGCUUCUAUGUCGUCACUGACCCCAGUGACAAUGACCCUGUUAACCCCCGACCUGGCACCUUGCGACAUGCUGUCAUCCAAGACAAACCUCUCUGGAUCGUGUUCAAGCGCGACAUGGUGAUAAAAUUGAAGCAGGAGCUAAUCAUGAACAGCUUCAAGACCAUUGAUGCCCGCGGAGUCAAUGUUCAUAUUGCUAAUGGUGCCUGCAUUACAAUUCAGUUUGUUACUAAUGUUAUAAUUCAUGGGCUUAACAUUCAUGACUGUAAACCAACUGGCAAUGCCAUGGUGAGGAGCUCACCAAGCCAUUUUGGGUGGAGGACAAUGGCUGAUGGUGAUGGCAUUUCAAUUUUUGGAUCGAGUCAUUUAUGGAUUGAUCACAAUUCACUCUCUAACUGUGCCGAUGGCCUUGUUGACGCUAUUAUGGGUUCGACUGCCAUUACCAUUUCUAACAAUUACUUCACUCACCACAAUGAGGUGAUGCUAUUGGGUCAUAGUGAUUCCUAUGUCAGAGACAAGCAAAUGCAAGUCACUAUUGCCUACAAUCAUUUUGGAGAGGGUCUUAUCCAGAGAAUGCCAAGAUGUAGACAUGGGUAUUUCCAUGUGGUGAACAAUGACUACACUCACUGGGAGAUGUAUGCCAUUGGUGGAAGUGCUGAGCCAACUAUUAACAGCCAGGGUAACAGAUACCUUGCUCCUUCCAAUCCAUUUGCAAAGGAGGUGACAAAAAGAGUGCAAACAUCUUCAAGCAAGUGGAAGAAUUGGAAUUGGAGGUCAGAGGGUGACCUUAUGCUUAAUGGGGCCUAUUUCACUCCAUCCGGGGCUGGAGCCUCGGCCAGCUAUGCCAGAGCUUCAAGCCUUGGUGCCAAGUCUUCUUCCAUGGUGGGCACCAUCACUUCCGGUGCCGGUGUUCUUUCCUGCCGCAGAGGCCAUCAGUGCUAGCAAUCUCAGCUAAUCACAAGAAAAAUGGUUUUUUUUUUUUUUUUUUUUUGGGUUAGGUUUCUGAUUUUACUAUUAUAUAGUAAUAGCACUACUCCACCAUAUAUCCAAUAUUCCACCAUUGUUUGUCCCCUUAAUCAAUGUGUUUUUUACACUGGCAAAGUGUAGAUUAUACACAUUUUCAUCAUUUGUCUUACAAAAUUGCCCUUAUUCCUCCUCACUGUCCCGCCAUUGUUGCACAACCAUGGCCUGCUUCAAUUGAAGAAAAAAAAAAGAUGCUAUUGUAGGAGUGGGUGCAGAAGUGUUGUUCAUUACUUUCUUACUUUUUUUUUUUUUUUUUUUAAUCUCAACUUUUUUUUUUUCAAUCUCAACCUAUGUUUCUAACCACCAUUAGUGUUUUUAGUGCUGCUACAUAGUGUGUUGGCUUUGGGGUUUAUAGGAACUCAAAUGUUUUGUGAGGUUUUUUUAUUUUUUUAUUUCUGAUUUUUAGGUUCCUUGAGUCAUACAAGAUAUAGUGUGAAUGUCAAACUUUUGAGUUAUGAAAAAAAUCUGUUAUACAUGAUGCAUAACAGUGGGAUUAUUUACCUUUUUCUUUCUUUUUUUGUUUUUGCUUUGUACAUUGUCAAUGGAAGCAAUCCUGUCUCUUUUGGUUGUUCAAUGUGAUUUUAUUAUAUGUUA
Molecule: messenger RNA, 2135 nt
Organism: Camellia sinensis
Lineage: Eukaryota; Viridiplantae; Streptophyta; Magnoliopsida; Ericales; Theaceae
Product: putative pectate lyase 8
Molecular function (GO): pectate lyase activity
Source: RefSeq, a predicted model, not a curated record